AAAACAGCGGGCGGCGGGCGGCGAGGGAUCCGCCGUGCGCCCUGCGAGCAGCCGCCAACGCGGCCGGCGCCCCAGCUCGGUGCCACGGCUCGGCGCACUUCCCGCGCCAGCGCCCCAUCCUGAGCCGGGGUGCGCCCCCCGCCGCGGUCCGUGCGUCCUGGCCGGCAGCCCCUCACCUGACAGGUUAUCUGCAAUGAUGAAAUGAAGUAACUCAAGAUGAGCAAGUUAAAAGUGGCAUCAGAGAAAAGCAGUGUGACCAAUAAUUCUCGGAUUGUGGGACUCCUGGCUCAGUUGGAGAAGAUAAAUGCUGAAUCUGCAGACGCUGACGCUACCAGAUAUGUCACAUCAAAGAUUCUUCAUCUCGUUCAAAGUCAAGAAAAAACGAGGAGAGAGAUGACAGCCAAAGGCUCUACGGGAAUGGAGGUGCUGCUAACCACCUUAGAGAGCAUGAAAGAUCUUCAAACUGCACUUAAUAUCUUAAACAUUCUUGUUGAGCUGGUGUCCGCUGGUGGAGGUCGAAGAGCAAGUUUCUUAGUUGGCAAAGGUGGUUCACAAAUACUGUUACAGUUGCUUACGAAUGCCAGCAAAGAAUCUCCCCCAAAUGAGGAGUUAAUGAUACAGAUUCAUUCAGUUCUGGCAAAGAUUGGACCAAAAGAUAAAAAAUUUGGAGUGAAAGCUAGAAUUAAUGGGGCUCUGAAUAUCACACUGAAUUUGGUCAAACAGAAUUUGCAGAAUCAUCGCUUGGUUUUGCCUUGUCUUCAGCUUUUACGAGUGUACUCUUCCAACUCUGUGAAUUCGGUGUCUUUAGGGAAAAACGGAGUUGUGGAAUUGAUGUUCAAAAUCAUUGGACCAUUUAGUAAGAAGAAUUCCAGUGUUAUGAAGGUUGCUUUAGACACUCUUGCUGCAUUGCUAAAAUCAAAAACAAAUGCCAGGAGAGCUGUAGACAGAGGAUAUGUGCAAGUGCUUUUAACAAUUUAUGUAGAUUGGCACCGCCAUGAUAGUCGGCAUAGAAACAUGCUCGUCCGAAAAGGAAUUUUACAGAGCUUAAAAAGUGUUACAAACAUCAAGUUGGGAAGAAAAGCAUUUAUUGAUGCCAAUGGGAUGAAAAUUUUGUAUAAUACUUCACAAGAAUGUUUGGCAGUCAGGACUCUUGAUCCACUUGUGAACACCUCCAGUCUGAUCAUGAGAAAGUGCUUCCCCAAAAAUCGCCUGCCACUGCCAACCAUUAAAAGCUCUUUCCAUUUCCAGUUGCCAGUUAUUCCUGUGACCGGCCCGGUGGCCCAGCUGUACAGUUUACCCCCUGAAGUGGAUGACGUAGUAGAUGAAAGUGAUGACAACGAUGAUAUUGAUAUAGAAGCCGAAAAUGAAACUGAGAAUGAAGAUGACCUCGAUCAGAAUUUUAAGAAUGAUGAUAUUGAAACAGAUAUUAAUAAACUAAAGCCCCAGCAAGUGCCUGGACGAACAAUUGAAGAACUAAAAAUGUAUGAACACCUUUUCCCUGAGCUUGUUGAUGAUUUUCAGGGCUAUGAUUUAAUCUCCAAAGAACCAAAGCCUUUUCUGUUUGAGGGGAAAGUUCGAGGUCCUAUUGUCGUCCCCACCGCGGGAGAGGAGGCUUCUGGGAGUUCUGGCAGCUCAAGAAGAGGCGGAGCCACAAAGGAGAGUGCAUCACCUCGGGGAGAGGAAGGUGACAGGAAACCUGGAGCGAAAGAUGAUAGGAAAGGUGGUGAGCGAGCAUUGCAGCAGCAGCUGGGUGACCAAAGCAGAACUGCCCCAUCAGCCCCCGGCUUCAACAGUGACCUCGUGAAGGCCUUGGACAGGAUUACUUUGCAGAACAUGCCCUCUCAGACCACCGCGGGGCUCACCGCUGGUAUGAAGAAGGACUACAACCUCCCUCUCACCGUCCUCUCGUGCACCAAAGUCUGCCCGCACGUGUCCUCCUGUGGGAAUUCUCUCUUCGAGGGAAGAGCAGUUCAGCUGGGGAAGCUGUGCUGUACCGGUGUUGAGGCUGAAGACGACGAGGAUACCGAGUCUAAUUCCUCUGUGGAUCAAGUGUCAGCUGAGUUACCCGAAGGCCCGACGCUGCAUGAUGCAGAACUGUACAUCGAGGUUGUGAAGAGUACAAAGUCUGUCCCGCAGUACUCAGAGGUGGCUUACCCGGAUUAUUUUGGUCACAUUCCACCUCCUUUCAAAGAACCAAUUUUGGAAAGGCCUUACGGUGUACAGAGAACAAAAAUUGCCCAAGACAUUGAGAGACUGAUACAUCAGAGUGAUAUCAUAGAUCGAGUGGUAUAUGACCUGGACAAUCCAAAUUACACCAUUCCAGAGGAAGGAGAAAUUUUGAAGUUUAAUUCCAAAUUUGAAUCUGGGAAUCUACGUAAAGUAAUUCAAAUUAGAAAAAAUGAGUAUGAUCUUAUUCUGAACUCAGAUAUAAACAGCAAUCAUUAUCAUCAGUGGUUUUAUUUUGAAGUCAGUGGAAUGCGGCCCGGGGUUGCCUACAGAUUCAACAUCAUUAACUGUGAGAAAUCCAACAGUCAGUUUAAUUAUGGAAUGCAGCCACUCAUGUAUUCAGUUCAGGAAGCGUUAAAUGCCAGGCCAUCUUGGAUUCGAAUGGGGACUGACAUUUGUUACUAUAAAAAUCACUUCUCAAGAAGUUCAGUUGCAGCAGGUGGGCAAAAGGGAAAAUCCUACUAUACAAUUACAUUCACUGUCAACUUCCCCCAUAAGGAUGACGUUUGCUACUUUGCCUACCACUAUCCGUAUACGUACUCCACCUUGCAGAUGCAUCUUCAAAAAUUGGAGUCCGCACACAAUCCUCAGCAGAUCUAUUUCCGCAAAGAUGUGUUAUGUGAAACCUUGUCUGGAAACACCUGUCCCUUGGUGACCAUCACAGCAAUGCCGGAGUCUAACUAUUACGAACAUAUCUGUCAGUUCAGAAAUCGCCCUUACAUUUUCCUGUCGGCUCGGGUACAUCCUGGAGAAACUAACGCAAGCUGGGUGAUGAAGGGAACAUUGGAGUAUCUCAUGAGUAAUAACCCUACUGCUCAAAGCUUACGAGAAUCUUAUAUUUUUAAAAUUGUCCCAAUGCUCAAUCCAGAUGGUGUCAUCAAUGGAAAUCACCGCUGUUCUUUAAGUGGAGAGGAUUUAAACAGACAGUGGCAGAGUCCCAAUCCUGACCUGCACCCCACAAUCUACCACGCCAAAGGGCUGCUGCAGUACCUGGCCGCAGUGAAGCGCUUGCCUCUGGUUUAUUGUGACUAUCAUGGCCAUUCCCGAAAGAAGAAUGUAUUUAUGUAUGGCUGCAGCAUCAAGGAGACAGUGUGGCACACCCACGAGAAUGCGUCUUCAUGUGAUGUUGUAGAAGAUACGGGAUACAGGACCUUGCCGAAGAUACUCAGCCAUAUUGCCCCGGCAUUUUGCAUGAGCAGCUGUAGCUUCGUAGUGGAAAAAUCAAAGGAAUCCACGGCGCGUGUUGUGGUUUGGAGAGAAAUAGGAGUACAAAGAAGCUACACGAUGGAGAGCACUCUGUGUGGCUGUGACCAGGGGAAGUACAAGGGCUUACAGAUUGGCACUCGAGAAUUGGAAGAGAUGGGAGCAAAAUUUUGUAUUGGUCUGUUGCGUUUGAAAAGAUUGACAUCCCCUUUGGAAUACAAUCUGCCUUCCAGCCUGCUCGACUUUGAAAAUGACUUAAUUGAGUCAAGUAAAGUAACUAGCCCUACCACUUACGUUUUGGAAGAAGAUGAGCCGCGGUUCCUUGAAGAAGUUGAUUACAGUGCAGAAAGUAAUGAUGAGUUAGAUAACGAACUGACUGAAAAUGUGGGCGAUUAUGAACCUUCUGCUCAGGAGGAAGUACUCUCUGACUCAGAACCACCACGAUACCUGCCUUGAGCCCUCCGCCAUCUCUUGUUGAUUGCGACGAAGAAGUGAAAUUCCAAGGCUUUCAUUACACAGGAAGGUUGAGAGAAGCGAGUUUGUAGAGAACUGACUCAAAAAGACAAAAAGGAAACUCGAGCCUGUUGGGUUUCAAGACAAUAAAUAUGUUCAUUCACGAUAAAAAAAAAUUGGCACUUGUUUUAUUUUAGAUAUUCAGUGCACUAGCAUUGAAUGAUCAAAUACUAGAUUUACUUGAAGAAAAAAAAAAGCCCCGAGUAUCAUUGCAUGAAUUUUUAUCUCAUGGUGGUUAUGUCUUGCAUCCAAUGGAUAAUUUUGAAGUAUAUCAGAAUAUGACAUCUGAAUUCUAGUGCUGUUGAAAAUCCUGAGUCAGUGGAAGCUACUGUAUACAUACUUGGAUUCUUAUAGCUGUGUCUGUGUAGAGUUGGGUAGGUAUUGAUGACUGUGCUUCAGAAUCAUGUCGUGGGUUUUGACUGAAAUAAUCCAGAGUUUGCCUGGGAACCAGGACAUUCUACCUUACCAAAUUAAGCAAAUAAAAGCUAUCUUAAGAGCUGCCUUCAUUUCAUCAUUGUUUAUAACCAGCUUAGGUGACUUGGUCCACAGCAGUUGGUGAGUAUUUGAACACGUGGCUAAAAAGUUUAAAAAGUUGGAAAAGCCCAGUUGACUAGUCUUGAGGUUUUUUUUUAAAUGACAUGGGUAUAUUCACACCUGUUGGAAAAGAUGUAUUUGAACAACUCUUCUAACAUUGUGUUUCAUGGGUGCACCGUGAGUGACGGUGCUUCUAGACCCUCAGGUUAGCAUCCAAGAUGACUACAGGAAACUGAAAUGUGUGCGCUGAUAGCUUCCAGAAUUAUAGCCACGCCUCUGUAGGCAUGGCUUCAUGUUCAAGUCGGAGGAAAUAAGGACAUCUUAUUCUAACAAAUGUACCCCAAAAGAUACCUAGAUCCUUGCCAAGACUCCAGACCUCAGGCACCUGUCUUCCUUGCUUGUCCCCCAACUGGAAUAUUUUUAAUCAGUUGUAAUGGAAAAGAAAUUUUAAAAAUGUCCUUUAUGCUUUUCCCAAUUGGUGAUUUUUUUUAGACUGUUCAAGGCUUUUUCAUCUACUGUGUAAAUUCUUUUUGUUCUCUUGAGGACUGUGUAAAAACCUAGGGUGGGACAGUUAAAGACACUGAAUUCUUACUCAUCUCAGGAAAUAAAGAUGAAUGGGGCUGUGAAGUUAAACUAGUUAUCUUAGUGCAUUCUCCUUAAUUUAGGAAAGAUCAGGGCACUUUAGCAAGGUAAUUAUUUAUUUAAUUGUUCAUUAGCAGUUAUUUUAUCUCUAUAUAAAUAAUUUGCAUCUUUCAUUAAAAUCAUACUUUUUUUAUAAAGUAGAUUAUGGAGCCUUUAAAGCCCACAUAUGAAUUUUUUUGGCUUUUACAGAAUUGAAUUAAAAACUAAAACUAAGAUGAUCAUGUAUGUAAAAUAACUAUAGUUACUAUAAUAUAUAGAAUGACUCAAAAGUUUAUUACAUUACCAGUAUAAAAAUCUCUUAUUUGUACUGUUGUAAUAUUUUACAUUAAGUAUAUCUUUUAGUAUUUAUUAUACGCUCGAAUGUGCCUUUUUUUAUUAAAUAUUUAAAAGAUUGAGGAAAAGACUUUUUAAAAAGUGAUUUUUUUUUGUUUGUGUUUUGGUCAACAAUGAAUAGCUUUGGAAAAGUAAAAAGUAGUCUAAUAUCCUAACUUUCCUAAUUAGGGUUAUUGCUCAAGUUUUUGUUUGUUUGUUUUUUGUGUUUUGGCUAUUAACAGCUAGCAUUGUCCUAAUGUUAGCUCUGUGGCCUCAGAUUUUCCAAACAAUGAUGGAGAGAUUCUUAGUGCCGUGGUUCUGAGAAGCAAUGUUCUUCCCUGUGUGGAAGUGAGACAGUUUAGAUUUAUGUCAGUUACCUUGCAUUUGUCCCUGUCGUUUUGGCCACAUGCAUCAGAUGGCUGUGUAGACUCAGGAUGGAACCCACGGACCUGGAAACUCUAUAGGCUCCCCGGGGUGUAAUAUUAGCGCAGGUGCACACCUGCAGUCACUGGUCUGCUCUAAUGAGCUGCUUCACUGCUCCUGGAGAAGGAGAGGGCCUGUGAGCUUUUAGGGCAAGAGAGUUGCAAACCAGUUGAUUGACACAGUCAAGGAAAUAGAGGCCAGUUGUCAGAUAAGGUCCCUUGGGCAGAGCCAGGGUGUCAGCUUUGCCUUUCCCCAAAGAGAGGGUUCUGAAAAAACUCAAGGGUCUUUCUUGAAUAAAUAAAAUUUAUUCAGGCAAGGUAGAAGGUCAGAAUCUCUGCUUCACAUUGUCCUCAUAUUGUGACCCUGGACUUGGCUUGAGUACAGUAAAUUGAGUCAAUCUCUUGUUUGGGUGUGAUUUGUAGAAACAUGGAUGUGUCUGAAUUCUAAUGACCAGGUAACCUGGAGUUCAUGCUUCAGCUAGUGCCCUGAGAGCAGUAAAUGUGAUCUCUACAUUACAGGUACCCAAAUUAAGAUGACUAUGUUAUGUAUAAGCACUCAAGUUGAUAUUAAAUGUAAUGAUGCAAUUGUUUUUGUGCAUGGUAAUUAAUGACAGUAAUAACCCACAAAUGUAUCCUUAUAAAACUUGUUUUUCUCAUCAUACACUAUAAACAUUUCAAAGGUUUGAUUGAAAAUUGAGGGAAUUGAGGAAUUUUGCUUGUUUUGGUGAUUGUUUAGUAACUGUGUGCAAACAUUAGUUCUUUGUAUUAGGAAAAACCUAUUGAAACAAUAGUUCUACUUUAUACCAUAGAAUACUACUGUUAAGUGAUAUCUCUCAGAUUGAAAGUAUAUUCAGGUCCUUGCAACCUUGAGAAAAGAAGACCUAAGGAAGGUCUCCUUGGUCCUUGAAGUGUCACACAUCAGGUGUGUUGCACAAUGGAUCAUGUUUACAGGUGCUUCCUGGGAUGAUGUAAGUCUGCAGUCACUGAGGCCUCUGGCCACCCUGCCUUCCACGCCACAGCCUGACUUCCUGUAAUCCCCUCUCAAAUCUUACUAUUCUUCAGAGUGUGGCUGAUUAUUUGGGCACAUUGCGUGAUGAAUUUUUUUGUCCUGAUUUGUGAUCACUAUGUAUGGCCCACACUCAAGUGAGUGGCCCUCUUCCAUGGCCAUGUAUGGCAUCACACAGGUGCUCGGAGUUUAGGAUGUGGCUGAUGCUUUGUUGAGUACUGCUGUGAUUUUUGUACGUUUGUGAACAUACAUACAAACCACUGUGAAGUGGACAUUGGUUUGUAGUAUCCAUCUACUUGAAAUCCGAGAUGACUUUAACACAUCAGACAUUCAGAUCCAGAUACUUACAAAGUUUACCUUUCUGAUGCCAAAUGUACAUUGAUGGAAUGCCAAGGGAAUAUGAGAUGAACAGUUGCAAAAAUCUGGUCAGGAGUGAUUAUGAUGCAUGAUCUUGCAAAUGUUUGUAAUAUACUUUGAAAUCAUAAGAUCUUUGAGAAAUGGCAUUUGUGAAGAAAUUGUAAAAGACAAAGAUGUUUGUUCUGAAACUUAGACAAGACUAGAGCCCAAUAAAAGUUUGCACCUUUGAAAGUG
Molecule: messenger RNA, 7449 nt
Organism: Ochotona curzoniae (black-lipped pika)
Lineage: Eukaryota; Metazoa; Chordata; Mammalia; Lagomorpha; Ochotonidae
Gene: AGTPBP1
Product: ATP/GTP binding carboxypeptidase 1
Exons: 26
Coding region: 217-3885 (1222 amino acids)
Biological process (GO): protein side chain deglutamylation; proteolysis; C-terminal protein deglutamylation
Molecular function (GO): metallocarboxypeptidase activity; zinc ion binding
Source: RefSeq, a predicted model, not a curated record